AAUCAGGGACAGCUGUCUGUCGUUGUCUCUGAUUGGGAACCAUACUUAGGUACCCUUUUUCUCACCAGUGUUUGUGGGAAGUUGUCUUUCUUUCUGGCACUUAGCCUUAAGCGUCACGGUUUUGUUUUGUAGUGUGUAUUGUUUUGUUCUGUUCGGCGUCUUUUGUUAAUUAAAGAACAUGUACGCUCACCACGCUGCACCUUGGUCCACUCCUUCCAUUGACCGUGACACUUCAUGAGUAAGUAAGACUGUAGUCAGUUCAGAGACUGGGGCCAUGUUUACUGAAACUAAUGCAUGUUGGAGUAUACUUUUCACGGUCCAGAUCAGAGACGGGAAAGUCCGUGGUCUUACCUUUCAAGAGCCUUAGCGCAGCUCCACAGCUACACCCUCACAGGUAAUGAAAAACUGCAGUGAACAGAUGUUUAUUCUAGAGCUGAAAGUAGAAAUACAGUUUCCUCAGUGAAUAUCUGAAGUCAACCUGUGUGAAACUGCUAUUCUACACUAUGUGGAAACUAAACCCAGAGAAUGACCUGUUUAAGGUGAAGCAGUUGGUUGGGGAGCAGUUCACCCGUUUCGACCGCCUCUUGCUCCAGUCCACUCUGGACUGCAUGGCUGAUGUGAUGUACUGCCCUCGCAAGACCUAUCUGUCUUAGGACCUACCACGGCUUCUCCAACUGUCAACUGAGGGCACUCCUGACCUCAGGCUCUAACUCAGCUGCUGAGUCAUCCUUACCUCUGGCAGAGUGUAAGAGAACCAUUCAGUCUGGGCUCCAGGGCCUAUGGCAAGACUAUGCCUCAGGCAGUCAGGAGAGAAAGUUCCUGGAAAACUGCUUUUGGGUCAGAACAGCAAAAAAUGCUCAUCCUGCUGUGCCAACAUACAGAAGAAUGGUGGCUGCAACAAGAUGGCCUGUUUCAGUGAUUGGAAUGUCCACAGUGCAAGGUGUUCUACAUUGGACGGUCAAAGAGACGCCUUCAAGACCGCUUAGCAGAACACAAGUACGCCAUAUAGGAUCUCUGUCCUAUUGGUGCGAUGGCCUUCUCUCUUCUGGCUAUCCUGAUAUUAUCUCUCCAUGCUCUCCCAUCCAUUGGCUGUCCAGUGGGAUGUCGCUGCUACAGCCUGACUGUGGAGUGUGGCUCUACGGGCCUCCGGGACAUCCCCUCACACGUCCCAGCUUCUACACAGACCAUCUUCCUUCAGGACAAUGCUAUCGGGCAGAUCCGUCUGUCAGACCUCUCCCAGCUGGGCCGUCUGCACUACCUGUACCUGCAGAACAACAGUAUCUCAGCACUGGAACCCGGGGCCUUCCAGAGCCAGGGUCAGCUUCUGGAGCUGGCCCUCAACGGGAACCGCAUCCACCUGGUCACAGCAGACAUGUUCAGGGGCCUGGAGCACCUCCGCAUCCUCUACCUGGCAGGAAAUGACAUCACUCGCCUACAGGACUAUACCUUCAGAGGCCUACAGCGUCUUCAAGAGCUUCACCUGCAGCAGAAUAGCAUUGAGAUUCUGGGAGACCAAGCUCUAGUUGGUCUGUCCUCUCUGGCCCUGCUUGACCUCAGCCGGAAUAACCUGCACACCAUCGGCCCUGCCACCCUGCGGCCCCUCGUCAGCCUGCAGGUGCUGCGUGUCACAGACAAUCCUUGGCGUUGCGACUGUGCCCUGCACUGGCUGCGCAGCUGGAUCGAUGAGGAGGGCCAGCGCCUGCUGAGCUCGGCCGAGCGGCGCCUUGUCUGUUCUGAGCCACCCCGCCUCUCCCACCUCAGCCUGGUGGAGGUGCCUCUUAACAGCCUGGUGUGCAUCCCCCCUCUGGUUCAGCUGGAACCCCGCCGCCUGGCCGUGCGCCUAGGGGAGAGCAUGCGCGUCUCCUGCCAUGCAUCUGGUUACCCCCGGCCGCAGGUCACCUGGAGGAAGGCUUCCCAGGGUAAGGUGCAGCUCUCCCCCCGGGGGCUGGUGCAGGACCUGGGCGGUGUAGGGACUGUGGGGGCUGAGGAUGCAAUACAUCCAGCUGCAGGACGAGUGAGACUCCAGAAGGAGGAUGGGGAGCGCUUCGAUCCAGACACUGGCAGUGGGAUGCUGUUCCUUAGCAACGUGACAGUGGCUCAUGCCGGGCUGUAUGAGUGCGAAGCCUGGAACGCUGGAGGGGUGGCCCGUGUGACCUUUCAGCUCGCAAUCAACUCUUCGUCCUCGUCCAGUUGGUCCCCUGCCUCCUACGCUCCAUCCUGGCCUCGUCUGCGCUCCAAUCGGCCGACGUCGUCAGAUGUGAGUCGAGAGCCCUUGUACGCCCUUGGCAGCAUGGCCUUCAGCGCACUGGGAGCUGCUACUCAGACUGCCAUCGCCAUAGGGAUCUCCCUGCUGGCCCUCACAGCUCUUCUCCUGGUGGCUAUGAUCUACAGCCGACAACGCCAUCGGCAGAAGGACACAGAUGACAAGGAGGAAAGCAUCCUGUAUGUCAAUGAUUACUCGGACGGACCAACAACCUUUGCCCAGCUGGAGGAGUAUCGGGAUGAGCGCGGGCACGAGAUGUAUGUUCUGAACCGGGCUAAACCCGUCCUCCCACCUUCCACCACAGCCACUACCACCACUCUGGGGUACCAACAGCAGGAAGCACUGUCUCCCACAAAGCCCCAGAUAGAGCCGGAUAUACGGACAAUGAGAAGGAUGGCAGGGGAGGGCGGGGAGGCAGAGCCGGUGACAGCCGAGUCGGAGGGCUUGUUUCUGAAUCACACAGGCUUGUUCCUCGACUCACAAAUUGCAUAUGAGAUCCACUGCUGAAGGCCCCUAGGACGACGUUCACAAUGAGCUAGUCCAGAGUACUUAAUGUCACUUGGUGACCAAACCUCCAGACUGCAAUGAGGGUUCAGAUGAAUCAUAAAUCCUGAUUGCUCUUGCUCCAGAGUGACAAGUUUGAGCAGCAGUACGAUAUAAAGACAUGGCAGGAGACAUGCCUCCCUCAACCAAAACCCCCACUGUACUAUACCUUAAUGUGAUAUGAGAAAAUUAGUCCUUUGUCCAGCUUGAACAUAUACUGUAGCUACUAUAGUAAGUAUGGAGAACCAUUUCAGUGGACUGAGUAAUGUAUGGUGGAGAGACCUUUAUUGUGACACUUCUGCUGUUUAUAAAAAGUUAACUGAAAUAGGGGCCUAAACAGGCUCACCUGGUUGGACUCUGAGAGGUUUAGAAAUGUAAGAGAAAGGUGUAUCAUAAGUCUAUAAGAAAGGAGUACUUUGUGGCAGAAUACUGCUGACCAACCCGAAUCCCUCCAUCCUACAGCAAGUUACUUCCAAAGAUUUCAUCAAUCAAACAACGGUAUACAGUCAGUAAAACAGGCUCUCUCCCCUUCAGGUUCAGUUAAUUUCAUUAGGUUGGUGACUAUAUGCACAUAUGCAUGAAUUGAAGAUAAGGAGAUGUAUUACAUUUGCAGGCAGUACCAUAAAUCAGUCAUCUCCUUUAACUUUAAAAUAAUAAUUUUUGAAAUAUAUGAAAGUACUGUUGGGCUUAGCUUUAUGGGAAUAUUUUUGUCGCUUGUACCUCAACAUGUUUUUUAGUUUACCAAACAAGGUAAACCUAAUGUGAUUCAAUGUGUGUGUUUUUCUCAUGAUCAAGUGUUUCAAUAGCCUUUAGCUUACUGUGUUUGCAGUAUACCUCAGCAUAUGUAUUGGUUUCAAUGGAAUCUGGUAAAAUGUCUGUGGUCCAGCACAAGAUUACAGUAGGUUUUGGUGUGUGACAUAUGCUGCAUACAUAUUUGCAGUGCAUUGUUGUAUGUCACUCAGUUGGGACUAUUUUCUGAAAUUCCACCAGGAACUACCAAAUCCACAACAAUAUUAGCCCUCAUUCAAACUGUGUUUUUGCCAUUCAGAUGUUGAAAGGUAUUUGUUUGAAAGAGGAAGUGCAGUGGACCCCAGCGCAAGCUUCCCCCAACAGCUGUAGGCUACAGGGAAAGAGUCUGGUAUCCCAUUGGAUGCUGGACAUUGUUGUGUUUGAGGCGGAACAGUGAUAAAAGCAAUACAGUCUAGAAUUAAAACACUCUAUUGUCCUACCCAGAUUGUCACUGUAAAACUGCAUUUCAAGCUUUUAGUUUAAUUUCAGAUAUUUUGAAUACUUUUAUUUUAAAAUUAUUUAUUUGUGGUUUGUAUUGACAUACAGUUGAAGUCGUAAGUUUACAUACACUUAGGUUGGAGUCAUUAAAACUUGUUUUUCAACCACUCCACAAAUUUCUUGUU
This is a messenger RNA of Oncorhynchus mykiss (rainbow trout), 4218 nucleotides long. The record is from RefSeq and is a predicted model, not a curated record. Lineage: Eukaryota; Metazoa; Chordata; Actinopteri; Salmoniformes; Salmonidae.